Pseudoliparis swirei is the source of this 1299-nucleotide messenger RNA. It is a transcript of the gene mdh2, whose product is annotated as malate dehydrogenase 2, NAD (mitochondrial). The record is from RefSeq and is a predicted model, not a curated record. The transcript has a single exon. Gene Ontology annotation, molecular function: L-malate dehydrogenase (NAD+) activity. Gene Ontology annotation, biological process: malate metabolic process; tricarboxylic acid cycle. Bases 87 to 1112 code for a protein of 341 amino acids. Gene Ontology annotation, cellular component: mitochondrion; cytoplasm. NCBI's taxonomy places the organism in Eukaryota, Metazoa, Chordata, Actinopteri, Perciformes, Liparidae.
CCGCUCGCGCUAGAGGACGUUGGUGUCACAGAGGCUCGAACUCGCGUUUCUAUUUCCACUCGCCUGAGACGAGAAGCGACAGAAGGAUGUUCGCCCGCGCCGUGAGACCCGCCGUGAGACCCGCCGCCAGCCUGGCCCGAAGCCUCUCCACCGGCGCGCAGAGCCGCGCCAAGGUGGCGGUGCUCGGCGCGUCCGGCGGCAUCGGCCAGCCGCUGUCGCUGCUCCUGAAGAACAGCCCGCUGGUGAGCCAGCUCUCGCUGUACGACAUCAACCACACCCUCGGCGUGGCGGCGGACCUCAGCCACAUCGAGACCCGGGCCCAGGUCACCGGCUACAUGGGGGCCGAGCAGCUGGACGCCGCCCUGCAGGGCUGCGACGUGGUGGUCAUCCCCGCCGGGGUGCCCCGCAAACCCGGCAUGACCCGCGACGACCUGUUCAACACCAACGCCACCAUCGUCGCCACCUUGGCCGACGCCGUCGCCCGCAACUGCCCCGAGGCCGUGAUCUGCGUCAUCGCGAACCCGGUCAACUCCACCAUCCCGAUCGCCUCCGAGGUCAUGAAGAAGUACGGCGUCUACAACCCCAACAAGGUGUUCGGGGUCACCACGCUGGACAUCGUCAGGGCCAACGCCUUCGUGGCCGACCUCAAAGGCCUGGACCCCGCUCGGGUCAACGUGCCGGUCAUCGGAGGUCACGCCGGGGUCACCAUCAUCCCCCUCAUCUCCCAGUGCUCCCCCAAAGUGGACUUCCCCGCCGAGCAGCUGGCGGCUCUGACCAGCCGGAUCCAGGACGCCGGCACCGAGGUGGUGAAGGCCAAGGCCGGAGCCGGGUCCGCCACCCUCUCCAUGGCCUACGCCGGGGCCCGCUUCACCUUCUCCGUCCUGGACGCCAUGAACGGGAAGGAGGGCGUGGUGGAAUGCGGCUACGUCCGGUCCGAGGAGACGGAGUGCAAGUACUUCUCCACCCCGCUGCUGCUGGGGAAGAACGGCAUCGAGAAGAACCUGGGCCUGGGCCGGCUGACGGCCUACGAGGAGCAGCUGGUGGCCGGCGCCGUGAGCGAGCUCAAGGCCUCCAUCAAGAAGGGCGAGGACUUCGUGGCCAACAGGAAGUGAGGAGAGCCCUCAGGGUCUGCCCAUGUUGAGAAUAACCUUUAACCCCAGUCGUACCAAGGUCACAUGACCCGUGACCUCUGUGCUGACCUGUCUGUAACGUCUUAACGGCUGAGGGCAGCUGCUGUCUCAUGGUGAUGAUGUCAUCACAUUCACACAAUAAACCGCUCGGCUCUGAAAACAAUCAAAA